AUGGCUUGCACCAUCGGCAGCAGGCGCAAUGGCAGGCGCACCGUAGUCUGCUCCGUCCUCCUCCUCGUCCUCGCAGUCUCCAUCAACAUCCCCGUGUCCCGCGCCGACGCCUCAUCCUCCUCCUCCUCCUCCUCCUCCUCCGAUGGCGGAUCCGACGGCCCGCCCAAGGUGGGAAAAUCCGCAGGGUCCAUCACGAGCGUGGUGAACAACCCCAAGCCCGACGGGCACGGCGAGGUGGACGACGGAUUCCGCGCGGACGUUCCCAAGGCCGUCCUAGCUCAGGACGAUGCGGGCGCGACGUUCGUGGACGUGAAGCAGGACUCGCUCGCCAUUCCCGAUGUGAAGAAGGCCGGGUGGAACCGCAUGAAGUGCCCCCCGCAUCUCCCGGUGCCCGGGCAGGGCGCAUGCACGCCCGCGAACUGCAGCAAGGGCGGGAUUCCCGCCAAGUGGAAGACAUCCAACCUGCUGAAGCACAAGCUGGGAGUGGAGAUUUACGUGAAGGGAAAUCCGCUGACGGUGAAGAAGGCAUCUCCGCAGACGUGCUGCAACACGUGCGCCGCCACGCCGCGCUGCACAUACUGGCAGUUCAUUCCCGAUAUCACUAUCGACGGCACCAAGACCCCCGGCGCGUGCUUCCUGGUGCACGACGAGAUCGACUACACGUGCGGGCAGAUCAUCGCGCAGUACGCCACGGAGACCAAGCCCGUGCCCCUGCAGGUGCGCCUUGGCGGCGAGUGCAACAGCGCGCCGGAGAUCCUCAACGACCCGCAUCUGGUGGGCGCGCACGGCACGCACUUCGACUUCAACGGCCGCCCGGACCGCGCUUUCUGCCUACUCACGGACCGCGACCUGCACGUGAACAUGCUGCUGCGCGGGUACUACGACGACCGCACUGAAGGCGCCGCGCUGGUGGUGGACGGCAAGGCCGUGCACACGUGGAUCAAGGAGCUUGGUAUUGUGUGGACAGCCAAGGGUAAGACCCACAAGGUGCGGCUGGCGGCGCGCAGCGGCAAGCAGCAGGAGCGCGGCGCGGGAUUCAUGAAGACCAUCGAGAUCGACGGAUACCCCAUCAAACGCAUGGCGGUCGGAAACUCCGUCUCCGCUACAGGCGGAAUCACUAUCACCUUCAAGGAUCUCGAGCAGGAAGGCCCUUACGACGUGGAUUACUACACUCUCUCCAUCGACGGGCUCGUCUCUCUGGACCUUCGCCUGCGCGUCGCGAAUCCGAAACUCCAGACUCCGACCGACGCCGAGGCGCACAUCAACGUCGGGAUCGUGGAGCUCGAGCACACGGAGGAAAUCCAUGGCGUCCUGGGGCAGACCUACCGUGACGACCACUCGCGCCGCGCUGCGGAUUUCCAGAAGCUGAUCGCGUCGCUGCACCACCCGAUCUCCGUGGAUGGGGAGAGCGGGAAGGGUUUUCUGGACGGCACGCCGCGGUCGUAUGAGAGCAGCUCUGUGCUCGCCGUGGACUGCGCUCACACCACGUUCGCGCGCGCCAAGGAGCUCAGCCCCGUUGCUGAUUAUGGGAUGUAG
This is a messenger RNA of Closterium sp. Naga37s-1, 1536 nucleotides long. The record is from the annotation of a GenBank genome assembly. Lineage: Eukaryota; Viridiplantae; Streptophyta; Zygnematophyceae; Desmidiales; Closteriaceae.